Thlaspi arvense is the source of this 1896-nucleotide messenger RNA. The record is from the annotation of a GenBank genome assembly. Lineage: Eukaryota; Viridiplantae; Streptophyta; Magnoliopsida; Brassicales; Brassicaceae.
AUGCACGUGAGAUGCAGAGCUUUUAUCAGCAUUACUAUAAAAAGUAUAUCCAAGCCUUGCACAAUGCUGCCGAUAAAGCUGAUCGGUAGUGCACAACUUACGAAAGCAUACCAAACUGCUAAUGUUCUCUUUGAAGUUCUGAAGGCUGUCAAUCAGACCCAGGCUGUUGAAGUUGAUCGAGAGAUCUUGGAAGCUCAUGAUAAAGUUGCAGAAAAGACUCAGAUCUAUGUCCCUUACAACAUUCUUCCUCUUGACCCUGAUAGUGCAAAUCAGGCAAUAAUGAGAUAUCCAGAGAUUCAAGCUGCUCUUGUAGCUCUUCGUAACACCAGGGGUCUGCCAUGGCCAAGGGACUACAAGAAAAAAAAUGAUGAAGAUAUCCUAGACUGGCUUCAAGCAAUGUUUGGUUUUCAGAAGGAUAACGUAUCAAAUCAAAGGGAGCACUUGAUUCUAUUGCUUGCGAAUGUACACAUUAGGCAAUUCCCGAAGCCUGAUCAGCAACCCAAGUUGGAUGAACGUGCUUUGAACGAAGUGAUGAAGAAACUAUUCAAGAAUUACAAGAAAUGGUGCAAGUAUUUGGAUCGAAAAAGUAGUCUUUGGCUACCUACCAUACAGCAGGAAGUGCAACAGCGUAAAUUGUUAUACAUGGGUUUGUAUCUACUAAUAUGGGGCGAGGCUGCAAAUCUAAGAUUUAUGCCAGAAUGUCUUUGCUAUAUUUAUCAUCAUUGCCUGGAGGAUGGAGGAUGUGAUUACCAGAGUGGAAACUCUGAUGCCAAUGACCUCUUGCAGGCUAAAUGGUUAUAUGGUCAGAUUGGGUUCUGGAAAACCAACCAAGAUAUGAUGGCAUUUGAAUUGUAUGGUAUGUUAGCUGGCAAUAUCAGUCCUAUGACCGGAGAGAAUGUGAAGCCAGCAUAUGGAGGUGAAGAGGAGGCUUUCUUGAAGAAAGUUGUUACACCUAUUUAUGAAGUGAUUGCACGGGAAGCUGCAAGGAGCAGGAAUGGUGUAUCAAAACAUUCUCAGUGGAGGAACUAUGAUGAUUUGAAUGAAUACUUCUGGUCAGCUGACUGUUUUCGCUUAGGUUGGCCUAUGCGUGCAGAUGCUGAUUUUUUUUAUCUGCCAAUUGAAAAGCUUCAGUUUGAGAGAAAUGAGGAAAGGAAGCCAGCUGGUAGAGAUCGCUGGGUUGGAAAAGUCAAUUUUGUUGAGAUACGAUCCUAUUGGCAUAUUUUUAGAAGCUUUGAUAGAAUGUGGAGUUUCUUUAUAUUGUGUUUGCAGGCUAUGAUAAUUGUUGCUUGGAAUGGUGAUGGGAAUCCAAGCUCAAUCUUCACUCCUAAUGUUUUUGAGAAAGUACUUAGUGUCUUUAUAACUGCUGCAAUACUGAAGCUUGGACAAGCUUUCCUUGAUGUUAUCCUCAGUUGGAAAGCAAGGUGGAGCAUGUCAUUCUAUGUUAAGCUACGGUACAUAUUGAAGGUUGUGUCAGCAGCUGCAUGGGUGAUAAUUCUACCAGUCACUUAUGCUUAUAGUCUGGAGAGUCCUUCUGCACUUGCCAAAACCAUUAGAGGAUGGUUUGGGGGUAAUGCAAAGUCCCCUUCACUGUUUAUUUUGGCUGUGGUAAUCUAUCUGUCACCAAACAUGCUCGCUGCAUUGCUGUUUCUUUUCCCUUUUAUCCGUCGAUUCCUUGAGAGAUCAAACUACAGAAUUGUGAUGCUGAUGAUGUGGUGGUCACAGCCUCGGCUAUACGUUGGAAGGGGGAUGCAUGAGAGUGCAUUUUCUCUUUUCAAGUAUACAAUGUUUUGGGUUCUACUUAUAGUGACAAAGUUGGCAUUCAGCUACUAUAUAGAGGUACUUGUAUAUUAUGAUGUUAUGUGUUACAAAUUUUUCUCAGGGAUGUGCCAGAUGUGA